This is a messenger RNA of Boeremia exigua, 1374 nucleotides long. RefSeq lists its product as uncharacterized. The coding region runs from base 1 to 1374 and encodes 457 amino acids. Lineage: Eukaryota; Fungi; Ascomycota; Dothideomycetes; Pleosporales; Didymellaceae. The transcript has a single exon. The record is from RefSeq and is a predicted model, not a curated record.
AUGCUCGCAACCAUAGCCGCAAGGGACCAGAGACUGAAUAGUCGACCUACAGUUGCUGUACAAAACCCCAACACUGGCCACAAUAGAAGCCGAACAGUCUAUGUCGACCUACGAAGCCCACAUGAGUUCUUCACUACCGGCGACGAGGUGUGCGGUCAUGUCCGUGUGCACCCGACGGAGAGGCCCAAUGGUAUCACAAUUGCUUUCAGCGGGCAGUGCAAGAUGACGAUUGUUACGGGUGGAUCUCAAAAGACUACAUCAAAGAUCCACAGGAGUACUUUGGAGCUUUUUUCAGCCUCACGGUCGUUAUUUGACUCCCAAACUUCAGGAGAAAGCUACGAAAUUAUCAACAAGGGCCUUGGGGCAGACGGCAACGUGGAAUUGCCCUUCAAGUUCACGUUCCCGGACGUAGUCAAGAUGAAGCCUAGUGACACGUAUAAACCAAGGUACGGAUUCGAGCAUGAAGCAGGCCACCAACUUCCUCCUUCUUGCUUGUAUGAUGAGAACAAGGUGGAAUACCUUCUCGAGGUUCAUAUUUACAAGACGGCGAAUCGGUCGCUGUGCGAGAUCAUCCAAUUAGCGCUGCCUUUCCGACCGACUGCGUCUUCGAGACCUUCCCCGACAACCAUCAACCUCCCGAAUAAUUCUGAGAUCUGUAUGAGAGGGCACCAUUUGAACCCCAAGAAUGAACAGAAUCCGGGGGUUUUGACAAAACUCAAAUGGUCGACGUUAUCGAAAUACCAGCACGCCAUUCCAGAGGCAAGGUGGAGAAUCGCCGCAAAGUGCCCUUUUAGACUAGUCGCGGGAAAGGUAGUUCCAAUAUCUUUCUCAGUCUCUCAUCUUGGCCACACGCCUGACAUUCCCGAGACACCUAUUGUAUAUGCUCGACAAGUUCGUGUCAAGCUCACAUCAAUCCUAACCGUCCGCAUUCCAUAUCAAGGAAUAACUGGUACCCGUGACACUAUUCGGGAACAUGAGAAAGUUAUCACAGAUAAAGUUUUCGUUGUUGGCGAACAGGUUCUCCGCGAUGGACUUAGGAUGGAUGAGAUCGGCAAAUUGAAAUUGCCGCCAACCAUCCUUCCAAGCUUUAAGACUUACGGACUGCGAUUGUCGUACCGUAUCAAGAUUGUGGUUCAAGGUAAUUGCGCCCUUGAGAGCUUCAGUGUUACUACGUUACGUGAUCUCUGCGAGAUUGUCUGUGACGUACAGCGACAAGAACGAAACGCGCCUAUGACUGUCACCGCCGGUGCAAGCUCAAGCACACCCUUGCAGCAUCAACAAGUAAUCGACGGUCAGCUUCCAGCUUAUGAUCCAGCUCCAAGGUACACGAGAGAAGUCAGCUCAGUAUGUGCACAAAUGCCCAGUGGGCCAUAA